Pseudomassariella vexata is the source of this 2718-nucleotide messenger RNA. Its product is annotated as WD40-repeat-containing domain protein. Gene Ontology annotation, molecular function: protein binding. NCBI's taxonomy places the organism in Eukaryota, Fungi, Ascomycota, Sordariomycetes, Amphisphaeriales, Pseudomassariaceae. The record is from RefSeq and is a predicted model, not a curated record. Gene Ontology annotation, cellular component: Pwp2p-containing subcomplex of 90S preribosome; small-subunit processome. Gene Ontology annotation, biological process: ribosomal small subunit assembly; maturation of SSU-rRNA from tricistronic rRNA transcript (SSU-rRNA, 5.8S rRNA, LSU-rRNA). The coding region runs from base 1 to 2718 and encodes 905 amino acids. The transcript has 3 exons.
AUGAAGACAGAUUUCAAGUUCUCCAACCUUCUGGGUACGGUCUACUGCCAGGGGAACCUGCUCUUCUCCCCCGAAGGAGACAAACUAUUUUCACCCGUCGGCAACAGGGUCACUGUUUUCAACCUUGUAGACAACAAGUCUCACACUCUCCCGUUUGCCCAUCGAAAGAAUAUCUCACGCAUUGGUCUUACACCGCGGGGUAAUCUCCUGCUUUCGGUCGACGAAGAUGGCCAUGCCAUCCUUACCAACGUACCCCGUCGGAUCGCCCUUUACCACUUCUCUUUCCGAGCGCAUAUUACUGCGCUUUCGUUCUCGCCGUCUGGGCGUCACUUCGCCGUAGGACUGGGCCGCAAGAUCGAAAUAUGGCAGGUGCCGUCAACGCCCGAUGCGAAUGCCGACGGCGAGAUGGAGUUUGCGCCUUUUGUGCGCUAUCAUACACAUACUGGCCACUUCGAUGAUGUGCGGCACAUCGAAUGGUCGGCAGACUCGCGCUUCUUCCUCACAGCCUCCAAAGAUCUAACCGCAAGGAUAUGGAGUUUGAACCCAGAGGAAGGCUUUACACCCACCGUCCUAUCAGGGCACAAACAAGGCAUCGUGGGUGCUUGGUUCUCGAAAGAUCAGGAAAAGAUAUACACCGUCAGCAAGGACGGCGCUGUUUUCGACUGGGAAUACACCACAAACCCAAAUGCGCCGCCGCCUGAGGACUCGGACGAUGAAAUGCAAGGAGGUGACGACGAGCGUUGGAGAAUCGUAAGGAGACACUACUUCAUGCAAAACAAUGCGAGUAUCACGUGCGCCUCUUUCCACCCCGAUUCCAACCUCCUGGUUGCUGGCUUCUCCAAUGGUAUCUUUGGUCUCUACGAAAUGCCCGAAUUCAACACGAUACACACUCUCAGCAUCUCGCAAAACGACAUAGACUUCGUGACGAUAAACCAGAGCGGGGAAUGGUUAGCCUUCGGUGCUUCUAAGCUAGGUCAGCUGCUCGUUUGGGAAUGGCAGUCUGAGUCCUACAUCUUAAAGCAACAAGGUCAUUUCGACUCGAUGAAUUCACUCGUCUAUUCACCUGACGGCCAGCGAAUCAUUACGACCGCAGACGAUGGCAAGAUCAAAGUAUGGGAUGUGGACUCAGGCUUCUGUAUCGUGACCUUCACCGAGCAUACGAGCGGCGUCACAGCCUGCGAAUUUGCAAAGAAAGGCAACGUGCUCUUCACUUCAAGUCUGGACGGCUCUAUCAGGGCAUGGGAUCUAAUCAGGUACCGCAACUUCAGAACUUUUACGGCGCCAACGAGGCUCUCUUUCUCCUGUAUGGCAGUUGACCCCAGCGGCGAAAUCGUUGCCGCUGGCUCUCUCGACUCCUUCGAUAUUCACAUCUGGUCGGUGCAAACUGGUCAACUUCUGGAUCAACUAUCUGGGCAUGAGGGUCCAGUUUCCUCGCUUGCAUUUGCACCCAACGGGGGGCUGCUUUUCAGUGGUAGCUGGGAUCGUACCGCGAGAAUAUGGUCGAUCUUCGACCGCACACAGACUAGCGAGCCGCUACAACUACAAGCAGACGUAUUGGACAUCGCUGUACGGCCAGAUUCCGCGCAGAUCGCGGUCUCAACGCUAGACGGUCAACUGACCUUUUGGUCGGUUUCAGAAGCGGAACAGGUUUCGGGGCUUGACGGCCGCAGAGAUGUGUCUGGUGGACGUAAAGUCUCUGACCGCCGGACCGCAGCAAAUGUGGCUGGGACGAAGAGCUUCAACACAAUUCGAUACAGUGCUGAUGGUAGCUGCCUACUGGCCGCGGGAAACAGCAAGUAUAUAUGCCUUUACUCUGUGAGCACCAUGGUGCUUCUCAAGAAGUUCACCGUUAGCGUCAACCUGGCGCUGUCCGGGACGCAGGAGUUCUUGAACAGUAAACUUCUCACCGAGGCUGGCCCGGAAGGUCUUCUCGAUGACGAAGGUGAAAACUCAGAUGGUGGAGCUGGGCAGGACAAGUCGUUGCCAGGCUCUAAACGUGGCGGUGACCCGUCUGCCAGGAAGAAACUGCCAGAUGUCAGAGUCAGCAGUGUGGGUUUCUCACCUGCUGGCACCGCCUUCUGUGCCGCAUCGACAGAGGGACUUCUUAUUUACAGUAUCGACAACGAUUUGCAAUUCGAUCCAUUCGACUUGAACAUGGAGAUCACCCCGGCAUCGACUCUGGCUGUACUCCAGGGCGAAAAAGACUACCUCAAGGCUCUAGUCAUGACAUUCCGGUUGAAUGAAGCAGGCUUGAUAAAGCGAGUCUUCCAGGCCAUCCCAUAUACAGAAAUCCCGUUGGUAGUAGAACACUUCCCAACCGUCUACGUAUCACGACUGUUACGUUUUGUGGCAGCACAAACCGAAGACUCGCCUCAUAUAGAGUUUUGUCUGCUUUGGAUCAAGAACUUGAUGGACAAACAUGGAAAGUGGCUCACUGCGAACCGCAGCAAGGUUGAUAUUGAGUUGCGGAUUGUUGCAAGAGCCAUCACCAAAAUGAGGGACGACAUACGGAAGUUGGCUGAUGAGAAUAUUUACAUGGUGGACUAUUUACUCGGUCAAGCCGAGACCAAGGACGACACCACGAGAGGCCAAGGAAUUCUUGACGACGGGAGCGAUACCCCGGUGAAGCUCUUGACAUCUGGUAGAGAUGACACACCGGCAGACAUUCUCCAGGAUGAGGAGCAAGUUUCAGAGGGCGAGUGGAUAGGACUGGAUUGA